Messenger RNA from Polychytrium aggregatum, 1358 nucleotides. RefSeq lists its product as uncharacterized. Gene Ontology annotation, molecular function: GTPase activity. Bases 37 to 1089 code for a protein of 350 amino acids. The transcript has 8 exons. The record is from RefSeq and is a predicted model, not a curated record. Lineage: Eukaryota; Fungi; Chytridiomycota; Chytridiomycetes; Polychytriales.
GCCCACAUCUGCGUCUGCGCCAGCGAUCUGCCAACCAUGUCGACGUCCGAGGGAGCGAGCAGCGGGGGCAAGAAGCCCGUGGUGCUUCUGUGUAUUGGGAUGGCUGGAUCCGGCAAGACAACGUUCAUGCAACGCCUGAACUCGCACAUUCACUCGCAGCAAGAGAAGCCGUACGUCAUCAACCUGGAUCCUGCCGUCGGCCACAUGCCUUUUGGAGCCAACAUCGACAUCCGCGAUACCAUCAACUACAAAGAGGUGAUGAAGCAAUACAACUUGGGACCCAACGGCGGCAUCCUGACGUCCCUCAACCUCUUUACCACCAAAUUCGACCAAGUGCUUUCGUUUGUCGACAAGCGUGCCGAGAGUCUCGACUACAUCCUUGUCGACACUCCGGGGCAAAUCGAGAUCUUCACAUGGUCUGCGUCUGGCGCCAUCAUCACCGAGUCUCUGGCCGCAACUUACCCAACCGUCGUGUGCUAUAUCAUCGACACGGCACGAUCGACGGCCCCGGCAACGUUCAUGUCCAACAUGCUGUAUGCCUGCAGCAUCCUGUACAAGACCAAGUUGCCGUUUGUGCUGGUGUUCAACAAGACCGACGUGGUGUCGCAUGACUUUGCUGUCGAAUGGAUGACCAACUUUGACAGCUUCCAGGCGGCGCUGCAAGAGGACACAAGCUACAUGGCGACGCUUGUCAACUCGAUGUGCCUGGUCCUGGACGAGUUUUACCAACACUUGCGUUUUGCAGGCGUUUCGGCAGUGACAGGCGCCGGUAUGUCUGAUCUCUUCAAAGCCAUCGACGAAGCCGUCAAGGAGUAUGAAACGGACUACAAGCCCGAUAUCGAGCGAAUGGUGCGCGAGAGAGAGGCCAAGAAGGAGCAGCAGCGCCAGGAAAGCCUGGCCAAACUGGUCAAGGACAUGCACAUCACCAAGGGCAGCAAGGUCGUGGUGGAUGCCUCCCAAGCAUUCGCCGACAACGAAGAUCCGCGCUCGGACCACGAAGACGACGAAAGCAUGGCUGACAACGAUAUUGACGACAGAUCAGACGAGAGACGCGAAGACGAGUCAUUUGGCCGAUUCUUGCGCAAGUAGUGCGGUGCUAUCCACACGACGCGAGGGAGUGGGUGUUUGACGGGGGUAUGUGGGCUCUCCCACGUCUCCAUUCGAAGCGAGACACUGGUUUGUUCUCUGCCAUCCCCGCCAUCCCCACGGCUGUUCACCCGUUUGUCGAUCUCCACUGCUGCGUCUUCGUGGCUCGCUCAAUGUUGUCAGUCUCGGCUGCCACGCUUGUUGGCUGCAUCCCCAUUCUUGUUGACGAGGCGGAAUAAAGUCAUGGACAUGGAUGUCGGAAAUAGUCGAGC